AUGCGUGCCUGGUUCCGGCUGGACGACGACAUCCCGGGUGUGGUACGGUACCGGACCUACGAGGUGCUCAAGGCUGAGGCCAACAACCCCCGCCUGCGCUGGGCCUACCUGCCCUACUCCAUGCACAUGGCGGGGCCCAGGGAGGCCAUCCAGCACAUGAUCAUCCGCAAGAACUACGGCUGCACCCACUUCAUCAUCGGCCGCGACAUGGCGGGCUGCAAGUCCACCUUGUCCGGGGAGGACUUCUACGGCGCCUAUGACGCCCAGAACCUGGCCAAGGACAACGCCGCGGAGCUGGGCAUGGACACGGUGCCGUCACUCAACAUCGCAUACACACAGGAGAAGGGCUACGUCACUGCGGACGUGGCCAAGGCCGAGGGCCUCACCACCCUCAGCCUCUCGGGCACCAAGUUCCGCCAGAUGCUGCGUGGCGGCGACGACAUCCCUGAGUGGUUUGCGUUCAAGAGCGUCGUCCAGGUGCUGCGUGAGUCGGUGCAGACGGAGGCCUAA
Messenger RNA from Monoraphidium neglectum, 510 nucleotides. RefSeq names its product sulfate adenylyltransferase. Gene Ontology annotation, molecular function: sulfate adenylyltransferase (ATP) activity. The record is from RefSeq and is a predicted model, not a curated record. The transcript is spliced from 7 exons. Bases 1 to 510 code for a protein of 169 amino acids. Lineage: Eukaryota; Viridiplantae; Chlorophyta; Chlorophyceae; Sphaeropleales; Selenastraceae.